GAUCCAGUGGCAUGGAAGAUUGUCUAUAUAUUUGCAAUGACAGAAAUGUCCCUCCCAAAUGCCGAGCGAGACUUACAGGCUUGUCUUGGCGAGCGCUACCUAGAUUCUGAUUGGAGACUGGCACUCAAAGCUGUUAUAGAUGCUGAAGGAGACACCAAGAUUGCUUUGAAUGCUGUUGAAGCACUUAAGCAAGCAGCAUCUUGUUGCACUGGCCUCAAAAUUUGGAUUCCCACAAUUCCUGCAAUUCCCACUGCUGCAUGCCCAAGACCUGACCAGCUGUCAUCUGCUGAAGCUGAGCUUAUGCAAUCAGUCAACAACCUCAAGACUUGGAACCGCAUCUUCAGUGAAUUACCAUCACUUGAGGAGAUUUUGGACCAUGCCAAGGAGAGAGAUAUGGGAGAAUUUUUGAUGUUUGAAGGUGGUGAUGAAGCCAUUGCAGAUGAGGGCUGUCACAAGAUUGUUGCUGCAAAUGAAGUUAUUGAAGUU
Molecule: messenger RNA, 486 nt
Organism: Suillus paluster
Lineage: Eukaryota; Fungi; Basidiomycota; Agaricomycetes; Boletales; Suillaceae
Exons: 1
Source: RefSeq, a predicted model, not a curated record